AUGCUCAUUAAGGAUUUAUUAACUGAGCUUAUAGACGACGGGCUUGUCAAUAUGGAGAAGUGUGGUACUACUAAUCUAUAUUGGUGUUUCAAGUACGAUAGGGUGAAAAACCUAAUCAAAGAUCAAGAAAACGUAGAGAAGAAGAUAGAGGUUCGACUAAAAGAUAAAAUAUCACUUAUUGAACAGAUUCAGGCAGCCAAACUUUUGAGAAAGAAGAAAAGCGAGUUUGGAGAUAGAGAUAAGCUCCUAGGUAAAUUAAAAAGAUUACAGUUACGAAAAAAGGACUUGGAACCACAGAUGCAAGCAAUUGAUGAAAAUGAUCCUGAAAAGCUAGAAAAAAUAUACAAACAUAACUUGAAAUUGAAGGACGGUAUUGACUUUUUUACAGAGACUAUUGAAGAGAUGAUUUAUUAUUUUACUAAAGUAGCAGCAUGUCCAGUUGAUGAAAAGAGCCUUAGAGGUGAACUAGAUAUUCCAAUAGAAUUUGAAGAUACCUCUCAAGUUAUGUUGUAA
Molecule: messenger RNA, 513 nt
Organism: Priceomyces carsonii
Lineage: Eukaryota; Fungi; Ascomycota; Pichiomycetes; Serinales; Debaryomycetaceae
Exons: 1
Coding region: 1-513 (170 amino acids)
Source: RefSeq, a predicted model, not a curated record